AUGUUUGCAGAUGAUACGACGCUCGCUGUGUGUGGCAAAUCCACACAUGAAAUUUCGUCUGCUUUGAAUCAUGAUUUAAAUAAUGUUAACGAUUGGCUAAUGGCUAAUAAACUUUGUUUGAACCUUAGCAAAACGGAAUAUAUGCUAAUAGGAUCCAGGCACAGCAUCAAUAAUCUUGUUGAAAAUCCUUGUAUUUCUGUUUAUGGUAAACUUUUGAACCGAGUGAUAGUGACUGGGUCUCUAGGAAUUCAUAUUGACCAAUUUCUCUCCUGGGAUUUCUAUAUUGAGAAAUUGACAAAGAAAAUUCCUAGUGGCAUUGGAGCGAUUUCUAGGUUAAAACCGUUUGUAUGCAGAAAUACUCUUAUUUCUGUCUACAACGCUUUAGUUCAAACAUAUUUUGAUUAUUGUUGUGAGGUGUGGGAUCCGAUUGGCAGUGUUUUAUCUGAUAAAUUGCAGACUCUUCAAAAUCGGGCAGCAAGAAUAAUUAUGGGUUACCCAAAUGAGCACGGAUGCUCAGAAGUUGCUUUGACUGCGCUCGGGUGGAAAACACUUAAGAAACGUCGAUUUGAAUCUAAAGCCAGACUCAU
This is a messenger RNA of Paramuricea clavata, 587 nucleotides long. NCBI's taxonomy places the organism in Eukaryota, Metazoa, Cnidaria, Anthozoa, Malacalcyonacea, Plexauridae. The record is from the annotation of a GenBank genome assembly.